CGACUUCGGCAUCUCUCUAUAUACCACUGCAACACACUGCGAGUAAUACCGACUCGCCACCGCGCAGUUGUAAUAUUGGCGCUGAAGCAAAAUUCGUGCGCUCGCGCAGGCACUAUAGGCAGGCAGCAGUGCUGCAACUCGCUCUGGGGCCAUAUAUACAAGCAAGCUCUUUAUAACAACACAACAGCCACCUGUUGCACACGCAGCUACGGCGAACGCGCAUUUCUUUGCUCUCCCUCGCGCCGCGCACCACAUCGGACUACACGACUCCGUAAACUCGUGCGCGUGCAACGAUAAUAAUAAUUGUGCGUGCGUAUGUCGGUGCUGUUUAUUACGCGUGUGUGUGGCCGUACGAGAUCGACGAUCGCUCGCGAAGUCGUGGUGCGAGUCGCGCGCGGUGUGUGUCCUCAGUCAGUAGUAUAGCGCGCCUCGUAUAGUGCGUGUGUGUUGUCUGUGUCGUGUGUUGUGUUUACGUCGCGUUUCUGCCUGCGCGCGACAAAAAUUCGUAAAAAAGUAUAAUACAAUCGAAAGAAAAUCCACAGUGUCCGUGUUCCGUUAAAAAUAUAUAUCAAAUAACAAAAGGCCACAACGAUGGAGAACGCCAUGAACGGCAGCAGCAGCAACAACGGCGGCAACAACGACAACAACGACGAUCAGACGACGGACGAGGACGCCUGCGUCAACAACGAUCAUCGCAACAACGGCACCUCCGCCUCUGGCGAGGUACGCACCCUGCUGUCGCGCCACAAGACCUCGCUGCUGCGCGAGCUCUCGCAGACGAGCCUGCUCGGUGUGCUGGUGAAGCGCUCGGUGCUCAGCGAGUUCGAUCGUCAGGCACUGUACGGGCCCGGGGCGAGCGAGCCCGACGUCGAGCUGUUCAUCGAGCUGCUCCAGGCCAAGGGCUUCGAGGCUUUCAGGGAGUUCUGCUUCGCCCUGGAGGCCGAGUGCCCCCACGUUCUCACGGAUCUGCUGGUCGAUCAGCACGCCCUCACAGAGCAACAGCAGCAGCUACAACUGCAGCAGCAGCAACAAGAAUCCGCGGCUAAUCAGCAGCAGCAGCACAACGUAAACAGUAAUCAUCACGGUCAUCGUCAUCGGCAUCAUAAUGCCACCGCGGAUUCCUCGAUGGACCAACAGCAGCAGCAGCAGUCACAGGAUAGAUCCAGCUUGGAGCAAAAUGAGACGACCACGGGCUCGAGCAGCAGCGGCAACAACAUUGGAGCGGCGAGUCGGCGACAGGCGAGCUUUCAGGACGAGAGUCACUCGCCACUACCGCCACCGCCGCCCGCGACGACGAUCGUCAACGACGACGACGACGACCUCGACGUCGUCUGCAAGGAUCUCUCGCUCGCGAGCAUCGGCUCCGUCACCGCCGCCAACAACAACAAUCAGAUGAUCAAUCACAGCCACAGCCACAGCAACAUUCAGCAGCAGUUGAACGUUCUGCCCUGCGGCAACAACAAUCAUCUCAACAACAUCAAUGACAUCAACGGCGCCGGAAACAAUAACAACAACAACAAUAAUAACGUCGCGCCGAUGCUCGAGGUUCUCGACGAACCCGUCGACGAACCGCUGGGCGAGGCGGCAUGGGAGAUACACCAGGUCGUGGUGACGCGCGUGCCCGGCUACGGCUUCGGCAUCGCCGUCAGCGGUGGCCGGGACAAUCCGCACUUCACCAACGGUGAUCCCGCUAUAGCCGUAUCGGACGUGCUCAAGUCCGGGCCGGCGGAGGGCAAGCUGCGCGUCAACGACCGCAUCAUCUCGGCCAACGGGCUGUCCCUCGAGGGCGCCGACUACGGGGUGGCGGUGCGCGUGCUGCGCGACUCGGGCUCCACCGUGCAGCUCGUGGUGAAGAGGCGGGCCGGCGGCGCCACCGAGCCGCCAAUCAACUGCCAGCAGCAGAGCUCGAAUAAUCCGAAUCUGGCCACGAGCAAUCCCAACAACGUCAUGAUGAUGUCGUCGCCCUACGGUCAGCUGCAGUAUCAGCAUCAACAUCAGGGCUCGUCGCCGGCGCAUCAUCAUCAUUACUCGUCGUCGCACCAGCAGCAGCAGCUGCAGUCGACCUCGCAGAACUGCAGUCCGAGCAAAGGAGGAGGCUCGUCGAUGAUGCAUCUAACAGCCGCGCAUCAACAACAGAGCACGAGCCACAGGCUGAGCCUCAGUCGACCGAGCAAGAAGGACGACUUCGGCAUCGUGCUGGGCUGUCGGCUGUUCGUGCGCGAGGUGACGCGCGAGGGCACUGGCGCCCGACCGGGCGACCUGGUCACGCGAAUCGCCGGCGUGCCCGCCGAGAACAUGAGCCUCAAGGAGGCGCGCAAGCUCAUGGACCAGUCCAAGGACAGGCUGGCGGUGGUGGUGCAGCGCCAGGAGACGGCGACCACCAGCUCGGCAACAUCCAACAACAGCCUCAUGAUGGAUCCGAUGAUGAUGUUGGACUCGAACGGCGGUGGCGCGGGAGCAUCGACCAGCUUAUCCAUGGAGAUCGACAGCAAGCCGUCCGAGCGAGGUGGACAGAACAGCGUUUCGCAGUCGGCGGCAGCAGCGGCAGCAGCAGCGGCGGCUGCUUACAGCAGUCAGAAUCUGUACGUGCCACCGCCGACUCGGCAAACGGCGACGUCGACGACAACGAGCAUCGAGGACAAGAGUAAUUUGGCGCCACGCGGACGCAGCCGAGGACCCUUGCCGAUCGUCACGGGCGGUGCCAGCGAUCCGCUCACGGGUCUCGAGCCGUCGAGCACGAGCCUCAACAGCAGCGGCGUCAUCGGCAACGGCCUGGGCCAGGACGGACAGCAGCCACCGAGACCGCCUCCGCCGCGCCCCGAGGACUACUACUCCACGGGAGGAGGAGGAAAGUCGAGCGGCGGCACUCUGCCCGAUCCGCGCUACAUCAGCUUCCAGAAGGAGGGCUCGGUGGGCGUUAGACUGACCGGCGGCAACGAGACCGGCGUCUUCGUCUCGGCCGUGCAGCCGGGCAGUCCAGCGGCCGUGCAGGGCCUCCAGGCCGCCGACAAGAUACUCAAGGUCAACGACAUGGACAUGAAGGGGGUGACGCGCGAGGAGGCCGUGCUCUUUCUGCUCAGUCUGCAGGAGCAGAUCGAUCUCAUCGUCCAGCACCGGCGCGCCGAGUACGAGCAGGUGCUGACCUCCGGCAAGGGCGACUCGUUCCACGUCAAGACGCACUUCCAUUACGAGCAGCCGGACAAGGGCGAGAUGAGCUUUCGCAGCGGCGACGUCUUUCACGUCGUCGACACGCUCCACAACGGCGUCGUCGGCUCCUGGCAGGUGUUCCGGAUCGGACGCAACAAUCAGGAGGUGCAAAAGGGCAACAUACCGAACAAGGCGCGCGCCGAGGAGCUCGCCACGGCCCAGUUCAACGCCACGAAGAAGGAGAUGAGCGCCAGCGAGAGCCGCGGCAGCUUCUUCAGGCGCCGAAAGGGCAGCCAUCGACGCUCCAAGUCUCUCGGCAGGGAUCACUGGGACGACGUCGUAUUCUCCGACAGCGUCAGCAAAUUUCCAGCCUACGAGCGAGUUCUCCUCAGGCACCCUGGAUUCAUUCGUCCGGUUGUGCUGUUCGGUGCGGUGGCGGACUUGGCCAGAGAAAAGCUUCUCAAAGACUUCCCUGACAAAUUCUGCUGUCCGCAAUCCGAGAGCCAAAUCGACGAAACGACCAAGAGUCCGAAAACGUCGGGUAUAAUUCGUUUGAGUGCCAUCAGAGAAGUCAUGGACCGAGGCAAACACGCGCUCCUGGACAUAACGCCGAGCGCAGUGGACCGCCUCAAUUACGCGCAAUUCUAUCCGAUCGUCAUAUUCUUCAAAGCCGACAACAAGCAGAUAAUCAAGGAGAUGCGAGCUGGUAUUCCAAAAUCGGCGCACAGAAGCAGCAAAAAGCUGCUGGAGCAAAGCCAAAAACUAGACAAAAUCUGGGGCCACGUGUUCAGCUCCGUGAUCACUCUAGCCUCGCCCGAGUCCUGGUACAGAAAGCUGCGAGAGCUCAUCGAGUGGCAGCAGCAGGGUCCACUGUGGAUGAGUCAGACCAAGCCCGAAGAGGCGCUAUCGGAUGACUUCCUGUUCCCGAUGACUUCUCGCCUGUCCUACGCCUCGUCCCCGGAGAGCGACCUGGAUCUGAGCGGGCCUGCGGCGCCGAUGCCCGGCACCCUGGGACUGCCGUCGCGUCUGAAAAGCAGCUCGGAUCCGAGCAUCGCCACCCAGGACGACCUCGCGGUGGCGCCGCCGCCCUACACGGGCUAUCACAAUCAGCUGCUGCAGUCCCUCAACGGCACCAACGGCAACGGCAACAAUAGCAACAGCGACACUCUGCAGUAUCAGCUCGAGAGCGCGGCGGCCAUACAGCAGCAGGUCUUCGAGCAUCAUCAGCGACGCCGAUCCCAGCACCAUAAUCAGCACUACCAGCAGCAGCAACAGAACUCGCCGCAGCAGCAGCAGCAGCAGCAACAACAGAGCCUGUACGUCCAAGGUGGCGGCGGCCAGGGACCGCCGGAUCUACCGCCGCGGCUGGAUCGCAGCACCAAGCCACCCACCAGUCCGUCCAGUCGCAGCGCGACUCUCGGCCGCUCGGCUCAGGAGAGGCUCAUCAAUAAGACCGACUCGCUGCUCGACGUCGGCAAUUACAUCAACUCGUCGCCCCAUCGCGGCGCCAACACCAGCGCCACGUUGGACCGCAGCCAGUCGACCAAAGUGCAAGGAGGAAGCUACGACAUGGCGUCGCCCUACGACGCCUACAACAACACGUCGUCGUCGUCGAACGGCGGCGCCUACGCCGGCAACAACGGACUGAACACCUCGACCGGCAGGCUCGGGCCCAACGUGCCCGACGAUCUCAAGAGCAGCAGCCUGUGCAUCUCGUCGCGACCGCACGAUCCCUACAGAUUCACCCGAUCCACCGCUAUACCCGUGCAGGACAGCGCGCCGACAACGACGCGUACCGAUUACGCCAAAUACAGUCGAACCGGCGAUUACAAGACGCUGCCCGCGAAUCAGCCCAAGUCCGGCACGGGAACCUACAAGCCCGUACCGCCGCCCAAGCCGAAGAACUAUCGACCGCCCCAGCAGGCCAUCGCGCAGGACGAGAACAACGGCAACGGCAUGUACCAGCACGCCAAGAGCUACUCCAUGGGCGCGUCGCAUAACAUGCACAACGGAAACGAUCAAAACGGAAUGAACGCGCAGCGCAACAGCGGACAGUACUACUACAACAUAACGCCGCAGGGCAGAAGUCACCAACAGCAGCAACAGCAGCAGAGCGAGGGCAAUUACUCGAGCGGCUCGAGUCACGCGGCUGCCGCUGUCGCGUACGGCAACAGCCAGGGCUCGCAGCACAGCCACAGCUUGUCGCACUCGCAGCUGAUGUCGAGCCCGGCCUCGAACAUGCCCAUCAUGCCGUCGCACUCGUACAGCGCCAGCAGCGCCGGCCUCACGUCGCCGCCCCACGUCUCCUCCCAUGGCUCUCGCUCGGCGGCUGCCAACAACAACAAUUCCACCGGUGGCGGCAACGUCACCAUGAACGGCCACAGUCACAGCAGCAGCCACAGCGGCCUGGGAUUAGGUCAGAACUCCAUGACGGCCAUCAACAACAUACACAAUCGCGAGCCCAGCACCCUCGACUUGGCGGGCAGCCGAGAGCAACGCGGCAGCGCCUUCGAGCUCUACCGGAAACCCCUGCAUCACCAUAACAUGAGCGAGCCCAAUUAUGAUAAUUGCGUAACGAAUGCAACGGCCACGAGCGUACUAACCGAUUCUUUGGUGCCGGUUAAUUGUAGCAGGCCGAUGGGGAUGGCACGAGGUACGUUCGAUAGCGAGGGUGGCGUGCUGGAAGGGCCGGGAGGCGUUACCCUGAUAAUACCUCCCGGCGCCUUGCCGCCCGACAGCCAGCAAGAGAUCUACUUCACCGUAACCGAUGCCAAUGGCGUCGACUUUCAUAACGAUGGCACUCGCGGCCAUCGCUCCUCGAUAUCUCCUCCUAUGCACAAUGGUGAAUCCAUGCUCAGUCCACUGGUCGAGUGCGGCCCCAAAGGAUUCGUCUUCUCGAGUCCCGUCGAGCUGAGGAUUCCACACAGAGCGACGCCGGCGCACAGACUGGCGCUCAAGGCGACCGACAACGAGAACCAGCAGGAGGCCGACUGGCUCAACGUGAAGCUGCCGGACCCCACGUCCGAUCACGUCAUCGUGAAACUCGACCAUUUUUAGAUUAAUAUAUUAUUUAUUAUAUAUAUUUGACCUGUGGUGCACACACUUAUUUAAAAAAAAAAGCAGCAUUUACUAGCAAGUAUACGCUAUCUCUGCUAAAAGUAUAAAUUAGAAAAUAUUAUGCCGAUACGCGGGAAUCGGUUCAUUGAAUAUUUUUCGUAAUGUACUACUUUAGCGUGAUAAUACAAAAAAAAGAGAUUAUAUUAAUUUUGAAAAAUUGUAAAAAAAAAAAUACGUAUCCGACAAUGGAAUCGAAUGAACGUGGUUUUACUUACGAGAUUAAAAUUGAAGAAUUGCUCAGCUUCGCCUGCACCAUUAGGCAAAGGCAAUUCUGAAAUUAAUUAGCUCUCUAUAGAUCGUAUCGGAGUACAGUAUAAACGACUUUCAUGAUUCUUAUUGAUAUACACAUGGAAUGGAUGAAAAAUUUAGUUUUUUGUAAAAUCACUAAGUUUUGCAACAUUCCAUCGAGGUUUUUCUGUUUUUCUUUUGCAUUUAUCUGCAUUUCUCUGCGGCCUAUAUUUUUAGUUUUAUAAUUCAUCGAUAAUCGGUGAUGUACCAUCCGUGUAAAUAAUGGCUAGCGAGAUCAUAAUGAAAUACCAAAAGAACAAAGAUCGACUGUGGAUCAACAAUAAUAUAAUUAGCGCCUACUUGACAGUCAUGACAUCGAACGUAAUAUUACUCGUAAGAAUUUCUAAUUGUGAUUUUCGUUUUUUAUACUUUUUUUAUUUUUAUAUGUACGUCAAAGUUAUGUUGUAUAAUUUGCGAUGAAAAGAAUCAAUCGAUUAAUGGAAAAUGUCGGGAAAAUCUAGAAACAAUUUAUAGUUUAUAGCUUUAUCAAAUUGGCUUCCAGGAAUUUUCCUAGUCUUUUCACGUACUUUUUUUCCGAAUACUCGUUGCAUAGCAUAUUGAAUGUACAAUUUUGAAGAAACUCUGUUAAUGUUUCGUAAAAAGCAAUAAUAAUAUAUAAUUGAUUUAUAUAUAUGUAAAAAUUAUGCCCUUGAAUUGUUUGAUUGCUCUACUGCGAUUAAUUUAAUUAAUUAAUAAUUAUACAAUAAGAGAAUUUUAUUGUAAGGUGUUGAAUCUCCUAGGAUUAGGAAAAAUUUAAUUAUUCAUGUGUUUCCGUCGAACAUGCAGGUGAUUUUAUCAAAAUAAUCUAUGAAAAAUACAAAAUAAAUCAUUUAUUUUAUUUGUAAUAACAGAAAUAAAUAUAUGUUGCUUGAUUGUUCAAAAACAUUCACACAAAA
This is a messenger RNA of Trichogramma pretiosum, 7448 nucleotides long. RefSeq names its product tight junction protein ZO-2 (gene pyd). Gene Ontology annotation, biological process: cell-cell adhesion; regulation of apoptotic process; cell-cell junction organization. Gene Ontology annotation, molecular function: cell adhesion molecule binding. Bases 592 to 6204 code for a protein of 1870 amino acids. NCBI's taxonomy places the organism in Eukaryota, Metazoa, Arthropoda, Insecta, Hymenoptera, Trichogrammatidae. Gene Ontology annotation, cellular component: bicellular tight junction; plasma membrane. The record is from RefSeq and is a predicted model, not a curated record. The transcript is spliced from 13 exons.